This is a messenger RNA of Marchantia polymorpha subsp. ruderalis, 1068 nucleotides long. The record is from the annotation of a GenBank genome assembly. NCBI's taxonomy places the organism in Eukaryota, Viridiplantae, Streptophyta, Marchantiopsida, Marchantiales, Marchantiaceae.
CCCAUGAUGAAUCUAAACCCAUCCUGCAAGCCUCUCAGAUGGCCAGCACACAACUCUUGCACGGUCUUGACACGAAGAAAUUGGAACAAGUGGGUGCAUAGAGCUUGUGCGAUAAUUGGAAAUUUUAUUGACAUGGCCACUCUGCAACUCCAAACCGAGGAGAACUGCAAGGAGGAUGGAGGUAGCGGGAAAAGAUACAGGGAUCAACGAAAUGAAGAUUGAAGAGUGAAUUGUGGAGAUCAGCCUGGUCCUAAUAAAGCGGAAUCCACUUGGGCGAGCAAUGCUGGAGAUGGGAACCUGGUGGAAUCGGAUGACGUCCAGGAUGCUCUGGCUUUGGGUGUUGGUGAGCUUGCACUGCAUCUGCAGUGUACAUUGCGGAGACGAUGACUACAGAGUGGUCGUGACGACGGAUAUCGAAGAUGGAUUGUUCGUGCGUUGCUUGUCGGAAGACAAAACCAUAGAAAAACUGCCCAGGAAGGUCAUGCCCGGGGACUUGACGUACAGCUUCGCGCUCGACCAAACCAGCCCCAUCUUCUCCAGCUACUUUUUCUGCACGGUUUCCAAUCAUGAGGGCAAUACGAUGACUUUCACGGCCUUCGAUAAAAAGUACACCGAGAAGUCGUGGAAAUUCCCUUUGGUCGACGACAUGCGCGAGGUUAGGUGGUCGAUCAACCAUGUGGGCGCUUGGGUCUAUGUCAAGGGCAGGCCUCGAGCUGAUUCCAUCAUGAAGUGGCAGGUGGAUGAGUUUUGGCCGCCGUGGCCCCCUGUCCUUCCCCCGAACUCCAACCAGUCAGGGCCCUCAAACUGGGACGAGUUGGAAGCGCAGAUCCAGAUAGUGCAACUCAAACCUCGAAUCCUCCCUCCGAUUUACAUACCUGAGUUCAUCAUGAAGCCUUUUGACGACCCAUUGCAUGUUCUGCCUUGGUAUCUGGACAGACCCUGGACGUAGCCUCCAGACAAACUCAUUCAUUGACAUGAGGCCAAGUACUUGGCAAGCUGAUGCCGGAGGGAGGGAGGGAGGGAGGGAGGCUGUCGAGCUAAGUUUUGUAGGUGAUUGAAUAUGCUUGC